UUAGCGCCAGUGUCUCUGAGCGGUUUUCUUGAUUUUGUGUUAGAUUUAAAAUUUCUGUCAAACAAAAUAAUAUUGAUUUAGUUUCGUAUUUAUAUUUGGUUCAGUGAAUUCAGUUACUGUGUGUUUGAAUUCGAAAAGGAGUUGGUAAUUCCGAACUUUCUCUUCAUGUAGCCCAACUAGUGACAAUUUAAGUGCGAAGUGGUUUUUCUACAGAAUUAUGAGUGAAAAAAGAAAAAGUAAAUACAGGGCAGGACCCGCGUCUUCGAAGUUGAGACUAAAACUCCAAAAUUCGUCCAUAACUGAUGAAGACACAAGCAACAAUGGCAACACUACACCAGUUCGACGAUUGGAUAAACGUAGUGGUCAUAGCACUCCGAUUAGAAAUACCAGCGUUACAAAUAAUAUGGAGGAUUCACCGGAAAUAGAUUACCGGUGCAGUCCAAUAAUGGGACCUUGUAGUCAGCAGCCUGAAGUAGUUUGGAAUUGGCAUAGUCCUAAAGGGGAUAAUUCGACGGGCGCCAAUAGGACACCAAAGCGAACAGCAAAUUUGCAAAAACGACGAAUUUCCGAUUCUCCAUUGAUGUACGCUCCUUGGAAAGUCAAGCUCAAAAAGGAGGAGAGAGAUGUAAAUGUCUUCAUAGCAAACUUUGAACAAUUUAACAAUCCUCCAGUUUUGCCGAAACCGGAAAAAGAGCCGGAGCCGUCGACCAGUGAUAAAUGGCCCUCUGAAUCGGAAAAUUUGAAUAAUUCCGAAAAGGUGCUAGAAUCUUCCGAAGAUACGGAGAUGCGGCUCGUCUAUCAAGUGGAUGAAACACGAAUGGAUACUGUUUCUGAGAAACGAAACAUUACAAAUCUAAACGAUUUGUUUGAUGACGAAAUCGACGAUUCGAUGGUCCGUUUUAGUCAGCAGGUUGAGGAGGAAUUUUUUGGACGUCUCAAAGAGGAGAAAACUGAAAGUUCGGCAAUUUUGUUCAGCGGCAAAGAGAAUGAGUCGACCUCCAAUGACAAUCCGAGUAUCCGGACAAUCGAGGGUCUGCACAAUUUGAUGAAAGUGCCAUUUGAGAAGGAAAAAGAGCCUCCAAAGUCAUUGUCAGUUCCGAAAAGCACAUACAUUCCGGACGAUUCUUUUGACGAGUGUUUGUCACAAUUCGAGGAAGUUGAUUUCAGUUCCGAAUUGAAGAAUGACGGUGGUCCUCGCAGCAAACUCAAGGGUUUGCAAAUACGAAACACCGAUCUCUUAUCGAAAAAGUCUCUCUUUUCCUGCAACAGCAAUAAUACGAGCGUCAAAAUUGGAUCCGGGAGAUCGCGCUCGUUUUUGGAUUCGCCAAAACUCGCCUCGAUCAGUGAACGAUCCCUGGUGAAAACGAAAAGCUUCGAGCAUCAUAGUAGAAAUGGGGUGAAAAAUCUCACCAAGGACUUUGUCCAGAAACACGAUAUCAAGCCGGAGAGUCACAUAUCACCCAGGAAAUUUUUCAAGACAAAGUCCCUCUCGGAGCCGUUUCGCAACGAACCGAUCAACUCGAGUGCCUCGAUUAAUAAUAAAGAAACUAACAAUAAUUCGGGCGCCGAGAGUAAACGGAAUUUAGUUGGUAAGUCAUUCCAGUGCAAAAUCUAUUCCGAUACAACUUUAAAUAGGAGCGUGGGAAAUUUGAGCAUGGGAAAUAGGAGCGUGGGAAAUUUGAGCAGCAAGGCCCUUGGAUCGUCCCAGGAGAGCAUGAUAAUGGGAAAUAAUUUUGAUAAUCUCCAGCUAUCUAAUCUUAACAGAUCCGUUCGAAUUCAAGACGAAAGGACAGCUGAGUCGCAGACUGUUCUUUGCACACCACAAGAAAUCGAGAGGAAGAGGCGGGAGGCGAAGAUGAAGCUGGAGGCAAGGAGGAUGCAGGCUUUAAAGAUGCGGAAUCCCGCUAGCAGUUUGCCAAUCAAACAGUCGGUCAAGAGAUGAAAAAAGGGAGUGGAUGAAGUUGAAAAAGUGCUUGAAUUUUAAUCAGAGACGGUUUCUGGUGCGUGGAAUACGUGAGUGAUGAAAAAUUAGUGAUGAAUUUCAUUUAUUCUGUUUUAUUUGUUCAGUUGCAUUGAACUUGUUUCGAAUAGUUGAAUGCAAGAGUGACGAGGCUUCACGUACUACAUAUUUCGUAUUGUUUUUUUUUUCUCUUUAAAGUCUAAUUAAAGGCUUGUCAAGGGAUUAGUCUGAAGUUUAUUUUUUAUGACAUGCUACGUGAAUUCUGUGUCAUUGAAAAAUCUUCGGUAAUCGGUUGUUGAAAUACGAAUUAUGUUUUUCAGAAUCCACUAAAAGUAGCAAAGUAGGAAAGUAUGAAAGAUUUGUUGAUUAUUUUGUACAGUCGCGGCUGUAUGAAAUAUUAUUUUCGGGAUUUGAUUUGUAGUUGUGGAGAAUUGUAUUAAAAUCGCUGAGAAGACUCGGUGAAUAUUUAUCCAUUGUCAAAUCGAAAAAUAAUGAGAAUAUUUUUAUAUAUAGAAAAUAUAAUAAAUGAGGCUGUGCCGACAUUAUAUUGAA
This is a messenger RNA of Belonocnema kinseyi, 2512 nucleotides long. RefSeq lists its product as uncharacterized. The coding region runs from base 218 to 1942 and encodes 574 amino acids. The transcript is spliced from 3 exons. The record is from RefSeq and is a predicted model, not a curated record. Lineage: Eukaryota; Metazoa; Arthropoda; Insecta; Hymenoptera; Cynipidae.